This is a messenger RNA of Durusdinium trenchii, 4650 nucleotides long. The record is from the annotation of a GenBank genome assembly. NCBI's taxonomy places the organism in Eukaryota, Dinophyceae, Suessiales, Symbiodiniaceae.
UUAAGUCCAUAUUUGACACUGCCCCGAUGUCGCUUGGCAGCUGGAAGCAGUUGAGACCGGGACAAAGGACGCCCCCGGUGUCUCGGUGCCUUCCGCGGGCGUGGAGGGCUCCAUCUUCUGUGGCUUUGUGAACUCGAGAACCGCAUGGUGUGCUGGGUUGCUUGGUGGAGCUUACCGCUGUUGGCUGUGGCCCAGAACCAGCUCAAUGCCACCACCGUUUGUACAUAUCCUAGGUCUUGCUCGACAUUUCUAUCAGACGACCUUCCAUGCCUGACUUUAGACUUUGCACGAGUCUUCGACUACGCCCUACGAGAGGACGUUUGUGCGCUGGUAACACCUGCCCAUGGCAACGAUGUCUCGUACAUGCUCUCUUCUGGAGUAGCCAACUCCAGAUGUAUUGCAGACUGGAGAGGAGAUGGACGUUGCGAUUUGUCCAACAACCACAACUUAGACAAUUGCCAAUAUGAUGGAGGAGAUUGCUGCCUCUCGACUUGUCAAACAAACUGUGCCAACGAGCCGGACUCCUACCAGCGGAACAGUAACACCUGUGAGUACUUCUGUGGAGAGGAGGCUCUCUUUUGGUGCUUAGACGAUGACGCUGUCUUGUCUCCUGUGCGUCAGUGGUGCGCCUUUGGACAGAUUCAGGCAAUGUCUCGAUGCUUUCUCUCUAAGUUGGAGAUUGCGGGUGCGCUACAACAGUGCAUCUUGGAUGAUCGGGUCCAUGGCAACACCAUCAAUGCAGGUCCACAGUGCGGCAAUCAAACCCUCACCUGCACUCUGCAGGAUGUUCAAGCGGAGAAUGGAUGCCAUUUGACCAAGGAUGACUGCUUCAGUCGGAUGUGUUGCACGGAGGCCAUCGAAAAUGGCUUCAUUGACACCAAUCCAGAGGUGCUUCCUUCUUUGACUCAGAUCUACGACAAGUGUGCAUCUAGUCAAACCGACAACGAUGAGCCCUGCUUCCCUUUCAUGGUGAAAUGCUUGCAGGAGACGCGCGCUGCUAAAGGUGGCUGUUGCUCCUGUGAUCCAGGCUGGGGUGGGUGGCGAUGCCGGAACCCUCUUUGUUGGCCCUCAUGCCAGCAUGGCAAAUGUGUGGCGCCGGACUUGUGCCACUGCGAACAAGGCUGGAAAGGUGCUGCUUGCCAGCAUGCUGUUUGUGAGCCCGAAUGCAUUCCUGGGCAGGGUACCUGCGUGUUGCCCAACACCUGCGAGUGCUUUUAUGGCUGGGGAGGCACCUCCUGCGAGCUGCCACUGUCAGAGCCUGCCUGCGUGAAUGGUGAUGCGGUGGCUCCUGACAUUUGCCGCUGUGCCGCUGGAUGGGGUGGUCGGUUGUGUGACUACCCGUUGUGUCAGAGUUGGCCGUUACCUUCGCCAGAGUGUGUGCAUGGCACCUGUGUGGAGCCGUUCGAAUGUGAAUGCGAACCCGGAUGGAAGGAGUAUCGGCCCAUCAACCAGACCGGCUACGACAUCCUUCCGUUCUGGUCGCCUGGCCAAGACAUCUCACAAGAGACAGCCGGAAGCUAUGUGAAGGCAGACUCUCGGAUCUCCUUCCUCUCCUUCUGGGAUCGUGCAUACAACUCCUCCAACGCGGCCCAAUGUACCGUCCCCGACUGUGCCAUCAUUGUGGAUCCUCGAUGUGUGGAGUGCGAAGUCGUUCCGCAACAGAGGUGUUUGAAGUGCGAACCUGGCUUUUUUGUCGACACAGCCAUCGAUCGCUGCGAAAGGUGCUCCAAUCGAUUCCCGCAUUGUCAGCUUUGUGGACCAGAACCCACGGGGCCCGAUGGACUUGUCGUUCUCCGAUGCACACACUGUGAUCCUCUCUAUGUCUUGGAGCCAAUGCCAUUUGGUGAGGAUCCUUCGGGACGCUGUGUCUCAGAUGGCCCCAUUGAGUUCAGCUCACCCAUCUAUCACGUCUACAAGGACCAGGGAAAUGUCACCUUGGUCAUCCAGCGAAGCAUCUACGCGCUGAGAGCAGAGUUUGCUCGUCCCAUCACCGUGGUCGUGCGAACAAGAGAUGGGACUGCACACAGUAGCAGCCUGGUGUAUGGAGGUGAGCUAGCGUCGUUCGAACCCACGGUGGCGAACAUCACCUUUGGUGUGGAUGAGUCGCAGAUGAUCCCCAUGGAAGGAACGGAGGCUUGGAACUACAGCUCCCAGCUGCAAGCACGCUUUCAGGAGCGCAUUGACCUUCCCAUCAAGAUCUUUGAUGAUGUUUCCUACCAUCCAGAAUUCCGAUACUUUGAUGUGGAGCUGGUGAUACCUCCAGAACAACUGAUGGGCCAUCAGGGUCCGUUGUAUCCCUUCGUCUCUCUACGACAACAGGAGACUGACCAGGCUUGGAUGAUGCCCCAAAAUGUUUAUCGUGCACCGAUCCUGGACCGGCAGGACGUGCUGAGCACUACGCGCGUGUACAUUUGGGACCAUCGAGAAGCCACGGCGGCCCAAACAUUUUGUACAGGCGAUUGCCAACAAUGGACUGCAAGGACCUUGGUUGGCUUUUUGCGGGGUGUAAUGAUCAAUGCCCGGACCUACGACGACCAAGCCAUCACGGUGUCCACAGACAUCCGAAAGGAGCCUCACUUCAUCAUCAAAUAUUUGCCACGUGGUGAGGGGAACGAGGAGUCCGUUGGAACGAUUACCACGGCCACUCCCACGAACAUACCAGGCACCUAUGCCGGUCGCUUCACACCCACCUUGCCGGGCAUCUACAAGCUUCAGGUCGAGCAAUCGGUGCCGGGGAUUUUCGCGGAGUACUGGUGGCAUCGCAACAUCCAUCGGAACGCUCCUCAGCAGCCGGACAUUACCCGCAUUGACCACGUCUUGGACUUUUGGUUUCCUGAUGUGACCUUCGCUCCUGCCUUUGUCCGGUGGAAGUUCAUUUUACACUUCGAGUGCAUUCGUACCGCGAGAUGGCCCUAUAACUUCGGGCAUGCCUUGGGCAUCAUUGCAUCCCCAGGCUCUGAGGUGCGGGCUUUCUUCUGGAACGACGGCUCGGUCACGAAGCGAGUGCCCGAAGAUGUCGUGCCACAGAAACGUGAGCAGAUGAUUCGAGAGGAUUGCAUGACAGAGGUGCCCUACUUUAUUUGCAUUGAUUUGCUCUUCCAUGAUCCUGUGGUCGACCCGUUCGGGUUUUAUGCAUUUGAGAUCGAGUGGAGCACCCCUAUGGCUGAAGAUCUGGAAGAGAAGCUCUCAACCUCCAUCGAGAUCAUGCUGUACCAUCAAAACGACACUGACUACUGGGGUUGGUGGCCCAUCCAACAGGGCUGUUUGCUAAGCAGUGGUUUGAACAUCCAAGGCAGUCCCUUCGAAGACUUUCAGGCGAUCAGCGGCUCUGCACGUGCGGAGUUCUCCACGGUUCUGGCAAUGCCAGACUCAACCACCGAGAUGACCGUGAUUGUGGACACUUUAGCAGAGGUGCGGGUUGAUCUCCGUGACAUCUUGGGACAGCCGGUGGUGGGAGGCAGCAUGUUGGGCAGCGUAAGCGCUCGCUUGUUCACCAUGAAGGGCGUCAAGGAGAUGGAUUUGCCGGUGCGUUGGGAUCCUGCAAGGGGUUUCUAUGCAGCUUCUUGGACACCUUUGCCACCAGAUCCAAUCUUCCAAGAUGAUGUGAGCACCGGACGAUACUACAGGCAACUCAUUGUUCGCCUGGAUGGCAAUCAGAUCAUCAACUCUCCGAUGCCGGUGACUAUCCUCUUGGCGAUCUCAGAUCCCUCUCAGUCCUUCGUCAUGGCAGGUGACUACACGAUCGCCAAGGCUGGAGAGCCGGUCUGGUACCAGGUGCGCUCCGCCACCUUGGCAGGGCGCCUUCGUGUGACUGGUGGCGAUGUCUACGAAGUGCUCUUCGAGGGGCCGGCGCACGAUCCGUUGAUGGGAGAUGAUCGAUUUGAUGGUACAGUGAUCGACAAUUUGAAUGGCUCUUACACCGUCAACUUUGAGAUCCAAAGGCCACCUGCGAAGCUUGAGCUAGCCAAGAUCGGGCCGUCGCCCUUCUUGGGCGUUCUCAUUUGGGAUGACCUCUCAGCGCCAUUGACCACGGCCUUUGGCCCAGGCAUCAGCCCUGCGCAGAAUGUGCCCGGCAAUCCUGCGCGGAUCAUUGCAGGCUACUCUGUGGAGUACCGGCUGUGCCAGGCGGGACUGACGGCCAUGACUAUUGAGCUCUACACCACAGAGGCUUGGCGGCCGAUUGGCAGCAGCCCCUUCCUAUUGCAGGUUCUUCGUGGCGAGCUGGUGGCAGAAACCUCCAAGGUACACCCUCCCAUCUCGCAAGUUUUCAGCGGAGUGCCCAAUACCAUGCAAGUGGAUCUUCGAGAUGCCUGUUUGUACAUCUCUUUGGAGCGCAUCGAGAAUGGUACCCAAGAGGCCCUUGUCUUUGAAGCUGUGCGCUCCACUCCGGGAGAGGUCACGGUCUUCUUCACUCCCAUGCAACGUGGCGAGCACCGUUUGGUGGUCCUAGGCGAUGGCGUGCCGGUGCAGCGUGCACCAAUGUACUUCACCGUGAUGCCAGCCACUUCAGUGCCCGACUCGCGCAACUGGCUCCUGCCGGCCAUAGGAGCGCAGCAUGAGGGACGAUGUCGAGAGGGGCCUGCUUUUGAGCACCCUAGGCUAGGAGUUGUUUCGUUAUGUCCAUUUCAGGCAGGGUCGAGGAAGCAUUGA